Drosophila gunungcola (fruit fly) is the source of this 3757-nucleotide messenger RNA. It is a transcript of the gene smog, whose product is annotated as probable G-protein coupled receptor 158. The transcript is spliced from 15 exons. Lineage: Eukaryota; Metazoa; Arthropoda; Insecta; Diptera; Drosophilidae. Gene Ontology annotation, biological process: G protein-coupled receptor signaling pathway. Gene Ontology annotation, cellular component: membrane. The coding region runs from base 887 to 3757 and encodes 956 amino acids. The record is from RefSeq and is a predicted model, not a curated record. Gene Ontology annotation, molecular function: G protein-coupled receptor activity.
AAACACCGGUAUCCUCUAAGCGAGGACUCAAAGAAAAAGAACUUUUGGAGAGCGAAAGAACACGAAGAGAGAGCUUUUUCGGAAUCAACAACUUAACGCGCGCACUCGCAGCGACAACACAAUGGCAAGGAUUAUGAUGUGAAGGUGCUGGCGGAACUCGGAGAAUUUACAAUUGAGUACAGGACACAAACGCGAACGCACACGCUUCGAUUGUGGGCGCUGCCACGGGAAAAAGCCAAGUUGAACCAGUGCCUCCUAACCGACAAAAAAUUGAAAUAAUUGCUUAAACCGAAGAUUUUCCUGAUUCAACUGACGUCGGCUGGCUAACUACUUGAUAUCUGUAACAAAAAAGCAAAUUUCAAUUUAAACAAAAUCAAUACCCAAAAUCAACAUACGAAAAUAUCAAAAGAGUGUGACGCGUAAUUUAAUUUACCAGCGAACAACUACUACCACAAAAAGCGCUCUGCAUAAAAAUCCCGCGAUAAACCCGCGCCAAAUCCGACUGCAACCAACCAAAAUACCAAGCGAUACAAAGUCAACAACAAUUUUUGGAAUUAAUUUUAUUUGAUGCGCGCGCUCAUAAAAAUUUACAUAGAAAGCGGCAUAAAAUAAAUACACCCGGCCAGCGAGAACGCGAGCGACGAGAGUGAAUUGGUUAACCAUGGAAAAGGCGUAACUGGCAACUGCUGACCCAGGCCCUAUAACUUUAGAUGAGCGCGUUACUGUGCCACAAUUUCGGUUUACACCUGUCGAAGCUGCCACUCCCACGAGAAACUUUUUCUACCGCAACAAAAAUAACAAAAACCACAACAAGAAAAACAAAUACAAAUACAAAAACAAAAAUCAAAACAAAAACAAAAACAAAACGAGCAACAACAUCAGUGAUAUGGAACUGUGCAUAGCAACAAAGUCAAAAACGGAAAUCGCUCAGAGUUCAAUGCAGCAAAGCAACUACUAUCAAAAGAAAUGCCACCAAAAUCAAACAAAUACUCAAGUACAGAGCACUCAGCAAAGCAAUUGCAGCAGCCACAGAGAUCGAGACCACCUGACAAAGCAGCAACAAAACCAACGAACAAAUAGUGCAACAGCAACAUCAUCAAAUUUUAAGAGCAACAUCAGCAGCAGCAGCAGCAGCAGCAACAUAAUCAGCAGUAGCAACAUUAAUAGAAAAGCCAGCAAAAACAGCAGAAAACCCAGUAGGAGCACACAAUUAAACACACUCUAUUCGCUGCUGGUGCUUUUGAUAGUCGGCCUUGCCACCGUCAGCGCCUCCCCCAGCCUGCCACAUCCCUCCCCCUUCUCCCUUUCACGCGAGAGCAGGCGCGAUGCUCUUUUGGCCUACUACAAGCGCGCCCACCUGCAACCAAGUAGCGAUGCCUCCGGCGACGCCUCCCUGGGGCACAAGUACCAGUACCAGCAGCAGAACCUGCACCUGCACCAGCCCCAGUACGAGUAUCAGUAUCACCUGCACCACGAUGCAACCGGCCUUGACUUUGACGAGCUAACGCCCACCGUCAGCGUUGUGUCCGUCCUCAGUCGGGCGGAGCGUUUUCGGUUGCGUAAGCGGAGUGCCACCCCCACAACGCCAGCAACUGUGGCGGCCACGGCGGCAACAUCGCCAGUUGCCGCUGCAACAUCGCCACCUGCCGCAGCAGCACCAUCCAGUGAAGCCAAAAAAACGGAGGAGAAGUGCGAGCCCAAAGUAUUGGAAGCGCUACCCGACGAGCCGUUUUACGACUAUACAGACAUCGCCGAGGAUGCCGCACGCCAGUUCAUUGAAUUUUUAUCGAGUAAAUUCCCAAAUGCCAACACGCCGAUUACCAUCGAUGAGCCGACACGUGCGGAGGUGAGUCGCCGGGCCAAUGGCAUCGCCAGCUAUGCCCUCAACGAGGACGACAAUCUCCUGGCAUUCGCCAUCGCAGCGCCCAGCAUUCACACGGUGGUCGUUAAAUUCAGGGAUAACGUUACGAUACCACCGGAUCAGGUGCACAACAAGGCAUAUUUGGGUUCCUACUGGCGGGAGUUGGGUGCGGCCUGGAACAGCACGGAUGGCACUCAGGAGUGGGGGGCACCGUUUCGCGACUGCAACCUGUUGACGCGCCGCUGGCUCUGGCCAUUUCGCAUAUCCUUCAGCGAGCACAGGAUCAAAGUUGUGGCGGCUGCCUUUAUUGCCGCCGACGAGGAUGUGUGCAACGAUGGCCUGGAGGAAGUUUUCGGUCGUCGACAUGGUUGCGAUCGGAAUACGACUUUCUGCCUGCUCACCGAGAACAAACCCGCCGCCACCAGGGAUGUGUACACCUGUUUGUGCCGCGAAUCCUACUACCUGCCCAACUCCACGCUCCAGGGAUUCCGAGGCGAUCGCGUGGAGCUGUCCGAGGGAUACGACAACUACUCCUGCAUCCCGUGUCCCGGCGGAUGCUCGAACUGUGACAACAACGGCGUCUGCCUCACCUUUCAGGAGGAGGAGGUGCUCAAUGUGGACGCCUGCCUGCGCCUCCUGGUGGCCAUCGUCCUGGGCGCCUGCAUCCUGUGCUGUGUCGUCCUCGGGGUGAUUGUCUUCCGGCAGAGAAAGUGCAAGGCCAUAGCCUCGGGCAUGUGGACAGUGCUGGAAACGAUACUGCUGGGCAUUGUUUUACUUUAUGCAUCCGUUGCCGUCCAUUUCUUUCCCGCCUCCACCGAACGAUGUCUGCUGGAGCCGUGGCUCCGCGAGCUGGGCUUCAUCACCUGCUACGGGGCCAUCAUCCUGAAGCUGUACCGCCAUUUGGUGGACUUUCGCACCCGCAAGGCGCAUCGCUGGGUGCUGCGCGACGUGGAUCUGCUCAAGUACCUGGGCACCAUGGUCUUCGCCGUCAUCUGCUACAUGGCCGCCUUCACGGCCUCGUCGCUGGACCUCCUGGAAAGCGCCCAGCUGGAGAGUCUCAGGGAGGCGGACACGAACACCUGCCACCCGCUCAAGUGGGAGCUGGUCACGCAGACCAGCGAGAUGCUCAUCCUGUGCUUCGGGCUGCACCUGUCCAUCGCCAGUCGGAAUGCCAACACCCAGUUCCGGGAACGGCAAUUUCUGGUGACCGCCCUGACGCUGGAGUUCCUGGUCUCGUCCAGCUUCUACUUUCUGCGCUUUGUCUACCUGCCGGAAAUGAGUCCCAGCGCCAUUCUGCUGGCCCUCUUCAUCCGCUCCCAGCUGACGAACAGCUUCGCCUUGGGUCUGAUAUUUGUGCCAAAGCUGUGGUAUCAGCACAAGCAGGUUCGUUCGCUAGCGUAUGAUCUAUCAAUACGUUUACCUGUGGAUGCUUUCAAGGGUACGUCGCACGACGCCGGCCAGCGGCUGGGCGGAGGAUAUGCCGGGCUCUGUCUGGGCGAUCCGGACAUCGGGGAGCUGACCAUAUCCGAAAUGAGUCCCGAGGACAUACGCGCCGAACUUAAAAGACUGUACACUCAACUGGAGAUUAUGAAAAACAAGACUCUGAGGCAGGACAAUCCGCACAUCAGUAAGCGACGUGGCGGACGGAAGGCGGGUCACCGUCGCUUCUCCCUGCAGAAAAAGGGCAGCAAGGAUAAGGCUCUUAGUGCCAAACACCGCAGCAACAAGCAUCACCAGGACAUCGAGAUCACCGAGGCGGAACCUUCCCGAACGCCCGAGGACUCCGUUUGCAGUGCCGAAGGACCCACGGACACCUAUGCGGAAAUAUCGGGCGUGUCCCACUCAAUGCUCUCCCACUCGAUGGUCUCCCACUCCGUUGUCUCGCACUCAAAGUAG